Scophthalmus maximus (turbot) is the source of this 4974-nucleotide messenger RNA. It is a transcript of the gene usp49, whose product is annotated as ubiquitin specific peptidase 49. Gene Ontology annotation, cellular component: cytoplasm. Lineage: Eukaryota; Metazoa; Chordata; Actinopteri; Pleuronectiformes; Scophthalmidae. The transcript has 7 exons. Gene Ontology annotation, biological process: protein deubiquitination. The record is from RefSeq and is a predicted model, not a curated record. Gene Ontology annotation, molecular function: zinc ion binding; cysteine-type deubiquitinase activity. Bases 1224 to 3257 code for a protein of 677 amino acids.
CAAUCAACACUGCGCUUUAAAGCUCCACAAGCGCAUUUCAUCAGUUUCCCACAAACCGGCGGGCUCUCUGGACCACGGGGCUUCCGGGGACACCGGCUCAGAGGCUCAGGCCGGUUGGCAGCCCGGCCUCGGUCACGGGUCCAUGUGGCCCCGGCGGGUGGCGGACGGUCGGACGGUCCAUCCUGCCGCCUGUUGUUCAGCCGCUCCGCCAAUGAGAGCCCGGCUUCCUCUCCGUCCCGGUCCAAUGAGAGCGGCGGGGUCUGGACUCGGAUCGGGAGUUGGGUUGUUCAAUCCGCGAGGAGGACAACAAGCAGCCGCGAGUGAACCGGAUGGAUGGAUGUUGGCGACGGUAACGUUAUUCUCUCUCCCCGCCAUCGCAUGUUAGAAAUGUACCAGCGGACCCGGGCAGGGCCCGGUGUCGGCGCGACGUUACACUUCAUCUGACCGGCUCUCCGCGGCGAAUGUCACCGGGGAGUUCCUGGACGAUUAGCGGCGCACUCCGCUAGCGAGCUAAGCUGCACGUCGGCAGUCAGCGUCGGCGACCGACAACAACCGUCAGGUUAACUUCGAUUGUCCUCAACAGACCCGUCGCUAGCCGCGCGGCUCGCGUUAGCCGCCGCCACAAGCUAACAACAUCACCCGUUGGCCGCUCGGUUCCAACAGAACCGUGUGUGUGUGACUCCAGCGCGUUAUCCGCCAAGAGGACGGGGGAAGCGGCUCGGUGGCGCCGAGCUGCCGGGGCCGGCGGUUAGCGGCGUUAGCUAACUUACCGCUCUGCCCCGGACCAACUAAGUUGUCGGGUGUUCCCCGGAGGGCGGCUCCGUGGCGGCUCUUUGUUCUGUGUGAACACGGGGCUGCUGGAGCAGCUCAGCGCGGCGACGAGAGCCCGUCGGUCCGAGCCACGCCGCGGACACACGGGCGGAGCAGGGACCGCAUCACAUCAGAGCGCGUCGGCGUCGGGUGCGUUGGUCCGCGGUUCACGCGCAGCGGCGACGAACCGCGACGCAGCUAACUAGAAACCAGUUGCACCGACCUAACUUUCCCGUUGGUGCUCGUGGUGACCGUGGUCAUGGCUGAUCAGGCUGAAUGUUGCAGUUGAGUUCCUUGCAGAUGUUGUGAUGUGUUGUCCUAAACCUGAUCAAGCAAGCUACAUGUACAAAUGAGUUGCUGCUUGGCUACAGGACGUGUGUCCUAUCACUGAGGCCACAUGUUUAUCUGGAGAGAUGGAUCGUUGUAAGCACGUGGGACGCCUGCGUCUGGGGCACGAUCACUCUAUCCUCAAUCCACAGAAAUGGCACUGUGUGGACUGCAGCACCACCGAUUCAGUGUGGGCCUGCCUCAAAUGCUCCCAUGUGGCCUGUGGACGUUUCAUGGAGGAGCACUCCCUCAAACACUUUCAGGAGUCCCACCACCCACUGGCCAUGGAGGUACGAGAGCUGGAUGUCUUCUGCUUUGCCUGCGGAGACUAUGUACUCAAUGAUAACGCAGAGGGAGACCUCAAACUCCUAAGGGGGGCACUAUCUACUGUUCGGAGCCCAGGUAGACGCUCACUACGUUCCUCCACUGGGGGGGAGUGCAUCACCUGGGUGGGGGGGAGUGGACCACAGCCUGCCAUGCAGCUGGCCCUGCGUCACAGGAGGAAAGCACUGCUGGGGAAGAUGUUUCAGACGUGGAUCAGCAAAAAUCAGGAGCUGCAGAGUGAACGCAAGGAGAAACUUGAGGAAGCGAGAAGACAAAAGAAAGAGGUAAAAAGGAGACUCAUGGAAGAGCUUGGCAAUGUACCUCCCAGAAAGAGUGCAAGGCUUCUUACUCAGGCGCCACGUUCAAUGAUCACACUCAUUCCUCGCAAAUUCCGCGACCCUCCAGAACGCCUACCUCCGCCCCCCAAGAAGCCCUCCAUUCUAACGCUGUCCCGCAAGGCUCCUCAGAAUGGCAGAGCUGCUAAACUGAGGAGAUACUACUCCACACACACGGUAACCCGCCGGAGACCCGCUCCAGGUGUUACUGGUCUUCGCAACUUGGGGAACACAUGCUACAUGAACUCAAUAUUGCAAGUGCUGAGCCACCUGCAGAAAUUCAGGGAGUGUUUUCUCACUUUGGACCUGUGCGAGACAGAGGAGCUGCUGGCCAAGACCAAUCGCUCCCAGGAGAUGAAGGGGGUCACAGGCGGUGUAGUCAGUGGUGGGAACACAGAACUGUCACGAUGCCCUCUAGGACGCAUGGGGAAGGCAGGUAGUUUAAAUUUGCCCGUGGGCAAAAAAGAAAGCACUCCGCCUUCCCCACAGGCUGCAGAGUUGGUCCAGCCCAAGGAGCCUCGCUGCUCCACCCGCCAGCAGAUGUCUCUGUGCCAUGAAUUGCAUACACUUUUCAGGGUCAUGUGGUCAGGCCGGUGGUCUUUGGUAUCACCUUUCGCCAUGCUGCACUCUGUGUGGAAUCUCAUCCCAGCUUUCCGCGGGUAUGACCAGCAGGACGCCCAGGAGUUCCUGUGUGAGCUCCUGGACAAGGUGCAGCAGGAACUGGACACAGAGGGGUCCAAACGUAGGAUAGUUAUCCCCAUCACAAAGAGGAAACUGUCCAAGCAAGUGCUAAAGGUCCUUAACACCAUCUUUCAUGGGCAGCUACUCAGCCAGGUGACCUGUCUGUCCUGUAAGCACAAGUCUAACACAGUUGAGCCAUUCUGGGAUUUGUCUUUGGAGUUUCCAGAGCGAUAUCACAGCGUAGACAAGGGCUCCGGCUCCACAGCUUACCAGCGCAGCUGCACCCUCACCGAGAUGCUGUCCAAGUUUACAGAGAUGGAGGCUCUUGAAGGCAGCAUCUACGCCUGCAACCACUGCAACAAAAGAAGGCGGAAAUCAUCUCACAAACCCUUAGUUCUGUCAGAGGCACGUAAGCAGCUUCUGAUCUACCGCUUACCUCAGGUUCUCCGGCUGCACCUCAAACGCUUCAGAUGGUCAGGACGGAACCACAGGGAGAAAAUCGGCGUUCACGUGGCCUUUGACCAGGUUCUGAACAUCAAACCGUACUGCUGCACGGGCUCAGGUCACUCUGUCCACAGAGGAGGCUACACCUACGAUCUGUCUGCUGUGGUCAUGCAUCAUGGUAAAGGCUUCGGCUCAGGGCACUACACCGCAUACUGCUACAACACAGAAGGAGGUUUUUGGGUCCACUGUAACGACUCUGAGAUGAAGGUUUGCAGUGUGGAGGAGGUGUGCAACACUCAGGCCUAUAUUCUCUUCUAUACCCAGAGGUCUGCCUAGGUACCUCUCGCUGUGAUGUCGACCUGCAUGCGACAACGCAAGGCCGCGUCUAUGAAAAUGUUCUGACGCUUUCCCAGAUGUCAUUAAACAAUCACCGUAAAAUGAUACACUAAAAAAAGAUGGAAAUGAGGGCAGUGGGACACAAUCAUGAGUUAAAGGGGCAGUAAGUGAUGUUAAUCCAAUACACUUUUUUUGUAAAAUUCAGUGAAUAUAUUCCUGCGGUCUGUUAGCUAUCAGUUCUGUGCGCAGAAAAUAUAUUUUUUUAAAUUGGCCGCGGUUUCGAGCCCUGAGCAGUGGGGUCAAAAAAUCAACAACAAACAAUCUUCAUCCAAAAUCGCUUACUGCCCCUUUAAGAGGUAAAUUGUUAGCAUUAUAAUCCAGAUGAUAAUUACAUUCUGUAAUUUUGGAAUUACAUUUGGUGGAUUUGCUAUAAAAUGGAAGGUUUUAGAUACAGUUUGGUUCUAAUUUUAAAAAGAAAAGUAAUCAAAAACCUUUUCAUAAAUGCGGCGACCGGUUUCUCCUACUGUGGGACCAGCAUAUUGGUUUAUGGCCUGAAGACUGUGGGAGCAGGUCCGACUCUGUCCUGCUGAAACACAAAGUUGUGUGUCCAUGUAUUAAAAAACAACAACAAUCAGGCUCAUGUUUGUCUGGAAACAACCAGUCGCUCUCCUGAAACAGCAUUUUACAUCGAAUGGCAAAACAGAUUCUGAAGUUUGGAGCAUUUUCUCACAAUAAUUUAGACGGUGUGUUACAGGAGCUACAUCUUUUGACACCAUUGCAUUGUUCCACUUGAAUGAAAGAGAAGACACUAAAGUCCCGACUCUGUGUAGCCUCUAGCUCAGCUUCUUAAAUUAUUGUGAAAUAUCAGCUAUGAAAACUUUUGAUACCCAUCAUGUCGUUUGUAUUUCACCACGUCCUCUCCUCAACUGUACUGCUGUGACUGGAUACUGUGUCUGAGGUCCGAGGCCUCGGUCGUGCGCUCUCAGAGAACAGGAAUCAGGUUGUUUUUUGGUUGUAGUUUAUUUUGUAGCCAUUCUCUGUGGCACUUCCACAGAAAAAAGAAAAAAGUAUAAGUCUUGGACACUUGAUUGAAGAUGAGUGAUGGAUACCUGCACUUUUGAGGCGGGGCUGUAGCUGUUGGUCCAAUCUUUGUGAUUGUUCAUCUUUUAGCUCCAGUAACUUCUCUAAACGGCAGCUCCCCCUGUGGUGUAACGGUGAGACCAGUCUGAGCCCGGGCUGGACACACUGCAACAGUUUUAUAACUGCGGGAGCUGGGAAACGAGUGAAAGGGCAGACGGCCAUUCUGAAGAAUGUGUUUCUCUGAGACGUGGGGUAUCCAUUUUGAGUUGAGCACCUGAAAGCAAUAUAUUGUACAUCUCGCAUCUUGAUAGGAAAUUAAAAUCAGGAAUUCUUCUGCUUGUUAUACAAUGUUUUUUUUUUUCUACUCUGCUGUUUCUAUCAAGGUCUUUAGAAUUUGCUAGGUAAUCAAGAGAAACUGUUGUUUGAUACGAGUCAAAUGCAAAUGACAUUUGUGAACUCUAUGUUAAAGUCGGAACAAUCUAAUGACGAUGAAUGUCUUACUUUUUAGCGGUCGGACGUGGCCAUGCCACUGGCUCUGAUCCCCCUGAGUUCUGUCUUGUACUGUAAGAAUACCUGUCAUAAAUGUAAUGGUCAUAUGGGUUUUGCCUGACAGUAAUUAUUAAAAAGACAAAACGAA